CGUGAAAGUUCGAGGGAAGGCGCAACGCAACGAUGUCAAAGAGAUAUUCGGUUGCCAUGCGGCCUUUUUCGAGACAGCCACAUCUCUUCUUGCUGCUACUAUUCUCAUCUGGUCUUAAGCCGCACCCGCCGGCCAACCCGGUCCUAGUACGGAAACGAAGCGACCCAGACAAUCGUGGCCUUCUCUUAUUACACCGCCCGAGGGCUCCAUUUUCGGAGCCGCGCCUCCCGCAGAAGAGAGACAAUAAAGACAGCAGACCACCAGACCAGACCGAAUCAACUGAUCGUUUGACCGACCCCCCGGAAUCGAACGAAGGACGAAAUUGCUUCUGGCGCCCAACGGGACGGAUGCUGGUGACAGGUUUUGUGGGAUAA
Molecule: messenger RNA, 374 nt
Organism: Podospora pseudopauciseta
Lineage: Eukaryota; Fungi; Ascomycota; Sordariomycetes; Sordariales; Podosporaceae
Exons: 2
Coding region: 33-374 (113 amino acids)
Source: RefSeq, a predicted model, not a curated record